AUGAAUUACAACUUUAAUUUUGCACAUCAAAGUAAAAUUAAACAAGCAGGCAUCUUUGGAGUGGCAGCUCUCCUUUCUGUGAUUGUCGAAGGAAUGCUUGCCAAACGACCAAGAUAUAACAAAUUUUCAGAUGAACCCAUGCCAGAAAUUGUAGAAUACGAUCGACAUGUGGUUCGUCCUGGUGCAAAUGUACUCGUAGAUUUGAUGGAUUUCAGUAGAACGACCUUUGAUAAAGUUCCAAAAUUUGAUUAUCGAAAUGAAGAAUCAGUUUUUAAAACCACUCUUCAUCCUCCACAGCAGUAG
This is a messenger RNA of Naegleria lovaniensis, 303 nucleotides long. RefSeq lists its product as uncharacterized. NCBI's taxonomy places the organism in Eukaryota, Heterolobosea, Eutetramitea, Acrasida, Naegleriidae. The record is from RefSeq and is a predicted model, not a curated record. The transcript has a single exon. Bases 1 to 303 code for a protein of 100 amino acids.